GCCAGCGACGUCACAAGUCGAACCUUUCAUCCCCUUGCCUGGAGCAUCUGGAUCAUACAUACCAACCCGUCACCAAUAACUCGAUAUCGCCGCCACCAUGGCCUCUUCCCUGUAAAGCGUCACGGCCUAGGCUGUGACUCUUUCCUCGGUCUCGCGCAAUCAUGGCGUGGAACGCACCUGGGCAAUGGAAGACGCCCUUGAACCCCAAAAAGAACGAUGAGUCAAGCUUCCCGGGCCUGCAGCCCGCCGCGAGCCCGGAGGUCAACACCAAGAUUGAAUACCACGAGCUUCAGCAGAAUGAACUUGUCGCACUCAAGGCCAUCUAUGACGAGGACUUCGUCAUGCACACUGGGGCCCACAGCGCCUGGAAGAGAACAGAACCAUCCUUCGAUAUCCGAAUAAAAGCUUCGAGCGAUGAGGACUUUGCCGUCACACUGAGCUUUACUAUGACUGCGACAUACCCAAAGACCCCGCCGGUUCUCGUAAUAAAGGACAUUGACCUUAGAGAGGUUACCCAGUUCAAGAUCCAAAAGUUCAUCGAGACCCAACCCAAGAUCUUUGCCCAAGAUGAACAGGAAAUGAUCGACAAGAUUGUCGAAGGGAUCCGGGAUAUCCUCGAGGACGCUGCGCAAGCCAAGGCAAACGGGAAGCACCUCCCUUCCCUCGAGGAAGAACGGGAGCGACACGAAGCGUCCUUGGCGAAGCGGGCAGAGGAGGAGAAGAAGGUGGCAGACCAGAAGAAGAUCGAAGAGGCAAAAGAAGAGGAGAGGGUCAUAGCCGAAAUGCUUCAACAGCAACUCGAUCGUCAACGCCAAAAGGCCAAGGAGUCUAAGCGCCGCCCCAACGGGAGUCAACCCCGACAGCCCACGGCCAGCACCAGUACCGAUACCGAAGUCAUAGAUUUUGAUCAGUUUUGCAACACUACGGACAAGUCGGGCGACAUCGUCACUUUCAAAUCCGUUGCCGGGAAAUGUGACCCACGCCAGGGACCCGUCUCGAUCGUGUACACCGUUCGACCAGUUCUCGCCAACGGUCAGGGUAGCAUGACGCUGGCGCUUAAGGAAACUGUUCUACGCUCCAGUGGGAAGGAUUCCAAGGAGUUCAAGAAGCAGCUACAGAGUGUCGAGUCUCGCCUACAAGAUCUCAAGACAGUGAAAAAGGUGCAACACAGGCACCUUGUCGAGAUUCUAGAUUUCAAAGUGCAGAGCGGGCUUGUCACUGAUCCGACAGUCUUGAAUACAUGGACAGUGAGCGUCAUGACUCCUUUGGCUGAAAAGGGACCCUUGGAGGAACUCUUGGAGCUUGCGGGUCACAUUGAGGUUGGCAAAGUGCGGUCUUGGACACGGGACUUACUAGAUGCGCUAAGCUUUCUUCACAACAAGAACAUUGCUCAUCAAGAUAUUCAUCCCGGAAAUAUCUUGCUAUUCCGUGAGCCUACAGGUGAAAUUAUUCCCAAGAUUUCCGAUUCCUGGUAUCAGCGGGAACUUCACAUCAUCAGCACACAGAAGCAAGGCCUGCCGGGAUUGAACAGUGCAAAGUCCGCAUAUUGGCUACCUCCAGAGAUUGCAGGGGCAUCAAAGCCUCAGUACACAUACAAAACCGAUAUCUGGGACUUUGGUGUGGUGUUUGUGCAGAUGAUUUUUGGCCUCGAUGUUCUACGCACCUACUCCUCACCUAAGAACCUGAUGGAGUCAUUCACGCUAUCACACUCGCUGCAGGAGUUAGUUAGUAGAUUCUUCAAGGAGGAUAAGCAGAAGAGACCCCGAGCUUUUGAACUAGGCUCAAGCGAGUUCCUGGCUACUGACGCGCCAGUGCUCUUUGAUGAUGCGUCUGCGGUCUUGUCAAGCAGUCCAUCCUUGACCUCCCUGCAGGUACUUCCCCAAAGGUUAAGGCGCGAUUCAAAUGUCAGAGGCCACACUUUGUCUCGAUACACUGAGGAUUUCGUCGAGGAAGGCCGACUUGGGAAGGGCGGGUUUGGGGAGGUUGUCAAGGCACGGAAGAAGCUGGAUGGUCAGAUUUACGCCAUCAAAAAGAUUACCCAACGUUCACAGGCUAGUCUCACUGAAAUCCUGAAGGAGGUCCGUUUACUAUCUCAGCUCAGUCAUCCAGCUGUGGUUCGAUACUACAACACAUGGGUCGAAGAAAUCCCCGACCUGACGGACACUGAGGAUGACACCUCGACCGACUACUUUACUGAAGAUACUCGGGAGACCGGAUCCGCCGGUGUUGAUAUCCAAUUUGCUACCAGUACUGGAGGUCUGGACUUCAUGUCCUCGAAUGCCCAUGUGGAAUUCGAAUAUGACGAUUCUGAUGAAGAAGAUGAGGAUGAAGACGACGAAACAGAAGAUGAAGAGUCCUCUGACAUUGACGAUGUGGCUGUCGGCCGUGCCCUUUCUCCUGAGAAAGAAAGACAUGGCGCGAUUCAGCGACGACUUCGAUACCAACGGUCCUAUCGAACAAUACUUUACAUCUCUAUGGAGUACUGUGAAAAGCGGACCUUGCGAGAUCUUAUUGCCCGAGGCUUGCAUAAGAAUACGACAGAGAUUUGGCGAUUGUUCCGCCAGAUUCUGGAAGGCAUGGCCCAUAUCCACGGGCUUAGUAUCGUUCAUCGCGACUUGAAGCCAGAGAACAUCUUCAUUAGCAGCAGCUCUGAUGGUAUUGACAACGUCAAGAUUGGCGACUUUGGUCUCGCCACCAGCGGGCAGUUCUCAGUAGACAGAGCUGCUGGAAACAGUCUCGAGACGGACGACAUGACACGAAGCAUUGGCACUGCUUACUAUUCUGCUCCUGAAGUAAGAUCCGCGGUCAACGGCAUGUACAGCACGAAAGUUGAUAUGUACUCGCUCGGCAUCAUCUUCUUCGAAAUGUGCUACAUCCCGAUGAUAGGCAUGCAAAAGGCCGAUGUUCUCGGACAGCUCCGAAGGCCCCUGCCAGUACUUCCUUCUGAUUUCAGGCCUACCACGAAGGUUCAAACAGAGAUCGUGUUGUCUCUCGUCAACCACAAUCCCAAAGAGCGGCCAUCGAGUUCAGAGCUUCUCAAGAGCGGAAAACUCCCUGUUCAGAUGGAGAGCGAGACAAUUCGGCGCACUCUGGCUGGGCUAGCGGACCCAAGUUCUCCCUACUACCGCAAGAUGCUCUCCACCCUCUUUGCGAAGCCAAUGGAACCAACAAAGAACUUCGCAUGGGACAUGUUUGCAACGAGUCCAAGCGCGACUGAGCUACUGAAUCAAGGCAUCGUCAAGAAGGCACUCGUCUCGAUCUUCCGGCACCACGGAGCUAUCGAGUGCCCCAGGAACUGCAUCUAUCCCCGAUCAUCCCACUAUGGAGACAAUGUUGUUCAACUUUUGGAUCAGAAUGGGUCAGUUCUUCAGCUGCCGUAUGAUUUGACAAUGGGAAAUGCCAGGAUGAUGUCCAAACAGGCCAACGGGCCAGUCAUAGAGCGAACCUUUACCUUUGGCAACGUUUUCCGAGACAAGCAGGACACCGGUCAGCCUCAAAUGUUUGGAGAGGUUGACUUUGAUAUAGUUACCACGGACACGUUGGAUCUGGCGUUGAAGGAAGCUGAAGUACUAAAGGUGAUGGACGAAAUCAUCCACAGUUUCCCGGCCGUAUCAUCAUCAGCCAUGUGCUUUCAUCUUGGGCAUUCAGAUCUACUACAACUCAUUUUCGAGCACUGCGGUAUCGAGUCUGCCUGCAGACGAGCCACUGCAGAUGUGUUGAGCAAACUGAACAUCCACAACUACACCUGGCAGAAGAUUAGAAUCGAACUGCGGUCGUCGGCUGUCGGCGUUUCAGCAACCAGCGUUGACGAACUACAGCGAUUUGAUUUCCGAGACACUCCGAACAAGACCUUUUCAAAGCUGAAGACAAUAUUUGAGGGCAGUGACAUGUAUCAACGCGCAUCGCCGACGAUAGCUCAUCUCAAAGAAGUCGCAGAGUAUUCUAAACGGCUAGGAGUUGGGACUAAGAUCUACGUCAACCCUCUGAACAGCUUAAAGGAAGGGUUCUACAUGGGAGGAAUCCUCUUUUCGUGCCUGUAUGACAAGAAAGUCAAGGACGUCUUCGCAGCCGGUGGCCGGUAUGACCACCUUAUCAAAGAGCAGCGGCCUAAGAUUGGAGGACAGUUUAGCGAGAGGCAUGCUGUUGGUUUCAGUCUUGCCUGGGAGCGGCUGGCCAGGAUGCCUAAAUCUGGUGGGAAGUCAUUCCUCAAGAGGGUGGAGGACGAUCCAAGUGGAAUUUUCAACGCUCGACGAUGUGACGUCCUGGUUGCGAGCUUUGAUGCAGCCCUCUUGCGAUCAUCUGGAGUCGAGUUAUUGCAGUUACUCUGGUCUCACGAUAUUAGCGCCGAGAUGGCCAAGGAUGCAAGGUCUCCAGAAGACCUAUUGUCAAAACACCGUGAUGAGGCUUACUCGUGGAUUAUCAUUAUCAAGCCAGACUCGAUCCUGAAGGUGAAGACAAUGGGGAGAAAGGACGUGCAGGAUGUGGAUAUCCCGACGACACAGCUGUUCUCAUGGCUCCGUGGCGAAAUCCGAGAACGCGACUCCAGGGCCAUGGCCAGGCUCCGAGGUAUUACUCCGCAAGCGGAAGCGGGCGCCAGCGACAAAGACCCCGAACAAGAUGUCCGAGUCCUCAUAGCUCAGACGCGGAGCAAGAAGUUCAACCGACGAACUGUGGUGGAACAGGCACAAACCAGCUCCGCCAGUCUGGUGCGGUCAUUCUUGGAUGGCCCAAUCUUGGCGAUUGAGACGACUGAUCAGGUGAUGGACCUCAUCCGAGAAACGGCCUUGUCGGAACCUGAGGGAUGGCGCCAAGUCGAGCACUCGGUGACGACAUCUGAAAAGAAGUACGUGCGGGAGAUACACGACCAGCUGGAUACGUGGCGGUACAAGUACGAGAAGAAGAGCGGCACGCGACACUCUUUCCUUUACAACUUUCGAUCGGGUACCUGCAUCUACUACGAUCUUGGAGCGUGAGCUUAUCAACACAGGUCGAAUGAGGGGAAGAAUUGGGCUCGAGAGAUCUAGACGGACAAAUAGUUUCUUCGAUCAUAGAAGGGAGCUGGUUUGAUUCUAGCUUGAGCAUAGCCUAACAGAUACCCUGGAAUUACAAGUUUUUUGUUUAUCUUCUUUUUUUGGUGGGUUGUAUUAGGUCACUGCUGUUCAAUGAUGGAUGUAUGAUGCUCGAAUGACAAUUCCAUCAACAAAUGAACCACCCUGCUUAUUCGAGUCAAUGUAAGAAGCAAUGAGCCCAAACCCGAGUCUAUGUUAUUAUCUCGGUUGCUAGAUUAACUGCUAAAUAGACAAAAUGCUAUACGACACGAAGUAGAGGAGUGUCGGUGAUGCCGGGUGACUACGCAUGAUGGCUCCAGGGUAAGUUUCUUUGUCUGGUGACAAUGACCAAGUGAUCCAGGCGCCUCGACCCUGGGCUACAAAC
Molecule: messenger RNA, 5433 nt
Organism: Ilyonectria robusta
Lineage: Eukaryota; Fungi; Ascomycota; Sordariomycetes; Hypocreales; Nectriaceae
Product: serine/threonine-protein kinase gcn2
Exons: 6
Coding region: 162-4973 (1603 amino acids)
Biological process (GO): DNA damage checkpoint signaling; regulation of translational initiation by eIF2 alpha phosphorylation
Molecular function (GO): ATP binding; protein binding; eukaryotic translation initiation factor 2alpha kinase activity
Source: RefSeq, a predicted model, not a curated record